CAAACCAAAAGAUUUCAAAAAAUAGACCUACAAUAAACAAAAGAAAUCAAUGAAUAGAAUUAUCGACGAAGAAGAGUUCUUGAGGUCGAAGGACGACUCGCCACCAAGCGUCUACGAGUAUCCUCGUCAGACACUGUAUGGUAUCUAUCCAGACCUGUUGCCAUAUAGACUGAGAAGUUGCAGAAGCGAUGACUCUGCCGUUUGGCUCUAAUCAACGAUUGACUGUCCAGCAAACCCUUCAACAACAAAUGCAACAGGUUCCAGGUCGGGCGCAAGACAUGCACGCGCAGCAGCUGUCCAUGGCACAGAAUGCUGCUAUGUCUGGAGCGCGUUCCCAAUCAGGCUUGGGCAUGGCGACGCAGAACACGAUGCAGCAGCAGCAAGCACAGCAACAGCCCCAGCAAAGCAUGCUGCAACAGCAAUUGCAGUCACCUGGUAACUUUCCCAGCUGGUACCGACACCCUCAUCCUGCUGCUCCAUCAGCAAUGGGACCGACGAGUGGGAUGGCGAACUCUGUGGGAGGAACACCAGGCCAUGGCAAUUUUCCGCAGCAGCCCAACCAUGUGCAACAGCAGCCACAGCAGCAGCAGCAGCAGCAGACACAACAGCUUGGCCAGUUUGGUAUGUCACAGCAGCAACAGCAAGCUCUGCUUCAGCAGCAAAUGAUGCAGCAGCAACAACAACAGCAGCAACAGCAACAACAACAACAACAACAACAGCAGCAGCAGCAGCAACAACAACAAAUUCCACAGCAGCAGCAGCAGCAGCAGAUUCCGCAGCAGCAGCAGCAGCAGCAGAUUCCGCAGCAGCAACAACCGCAACCCAGUCCUAUGGCCGUCUCCAUGGCUGGUCAGUUCAACCCAAUGGAUAUGCAACAGCAGAUGGCGCUACAGCAACAGCAGCAGCAUCAGCAUACCGCCGUGUAUCAACAGCGUCAGCAGUGGUUUGCCGCUCAGCUGCGCGGCGAGAACAUGGGUAUGGCACCGCCCCCUGGCAUCGGUGCUGGGAACACCCCAAUGGGAAUGGGCGCGAUGCAGAGCCUCGGACAGUCGUCGAUGGCCAGCGCCAUGAGCUCCAUGGCCAUGCCGGGCGCCGCCAUCAGCCAGCAGCAGGCGGCGACGGCGGGGCAGACGCCCAUGCAUCCGGCGCACGCGCUCCCGCAGCCGCACCACCGUGGCGCUGCUGCUGCUGCCGCCGCUCCGCCAGUAGCAAUGACCGCCGGUGGUGCUGCGGCUGGCGGAGCGGCCAUGCCCGGUGGCAAUCCGUCCCUGAUGCAGGUGCAUCGGCCCGACGAGCGACGUCUCGUCAUGGAACAGCAGCACCACCAGCAGCAACAACAGCACCAGCAACAACAGCAGCAGCAGCAGAACCCAGUAGAGGAGGACGAUCUUGACGACGAUCACGGCGAGAAGCAGGUGUCGACUGCGCGCUUCCGCCGCAACCACGAGCUCAUGUCGGAGAUCUUCAGCGACGUGAUUGUGCCGAUGGACGCCGAUUGCUCGAUCCUGUGCGUGCGUAAUUCGCUGCGCAUGGGAGAGGUACUGGACGGUGUGGGCGUUCAGCGUGACACUCCGCUGCUGGGCCCCGACGAUAUGAAAGCCAUCGAGGAGGCUGUGGAGCUGAAGAGACAGGCACUCACUCAGGACAUAGCAGAUUUGGAGGAUCGCUGCCGUGCUAGGCAGCAGCGCGUGCUGGACAGAAAGGCGGAGUUUGACAAUUGCUGGCAUAGCAUGAAUGCUGGUGGUGCUGGCAGCUCACGAUCUGCAUCACCCACCAAAACCGUAAGGUGAUCAGCUGAGUGUGUCGUGUUAACUGCUGGAAUAGGGCUGGCGAUAUGUUGCUUACUCACGGCAGAUUUCUUUGUGUGUCUCUCUGACACACACACACACACACACUCUCCCUCUCUCUCUCUCUCUCUCUUUCUGUAUCUCUCUCUCUCUCUCUCUCUCUCUCUCUCUGUAUCUCUCUCUCUCUCUGUCUCUCUCUGUUCUCUCUGUCUCUCUCUCUCUCUCUCUCUCUCUCUCUCUCUCUCUCUCUCUCUCUCUCUCUCUCUCUCUCUCUCUCUCUCUCUCUCUCUCUCUCUCUCUCUCUCUCUCUCUCUCUGUAUCUCUCUCUCUCUCUCUCUCUCUCUCUCUCUCUCUCUCUCUCUCUCUCUCUCUCUCUCUCUCUCUCUCUCUCUCUCUCCCUCCCUCCCUCCCUCUCUCUCUCUCUCUCUCUCUCUCUCUCUCUCUCUCUCUCUCUCUCUCUCUCUCUCUCUGUAUCUCUCUCUCUAUCUCUCUCUCUCUCUCUCUCUCUCUCUCUCUCUCUCUCUCUCUCUCUCUCUCUCUCUCUCUCUCUCUCUCUCUCUCUCUCUCUCUCUCUCUCUCUCUCUCUCGCUCUGACUCUCCUAUAAAACAGUGCUCGUGAGGAGCAUGUCUCAGAUGUGUCCACUCUUCAAAUCACUUUCCUUUGUUGUGUACAGUUAUGUGCAUCACACCCCUAUGCCAGAUAUCGCACCAUGUGAACUACAAUACCUUAGUCCGUGUGUCUAGUGUAGAUUUGAUUAUUCUACUAUAGCUAGUGGCCCAAUUUCAUGCUUCUUUUCCCCCUUGAUACCCGCAUGCUCCCGUUCUGUUGACUAUGCUGAGAAUGCAGGCAUUCACAAAGCAUAGUACCUGUGCUGUUUUUAGAUGUUCAUCUGGUAUGUUUAUGUGCUGAAUGCGGCGGCCGCUUUUGUUUGCACGUCCGCCCACGCUGUAUGAGCUGUCUGCGUUGCGUCUUCUUAUUGCCCCCCCCCCCCUCUCUCUCUCUCCCCCCCCCCUCCCUCUUCUCUUCUUGUUUUGGUUUCAUUUUUUUACCAGCAUCAUGUUCGUUAGGUUUGUCUCCAGGCUAUGCUAUUAUUCUAAUCUCUGGACAGCAUGGUCUUUCGUACGCAUAUUCCAAAGUGUGUUUUUCGUCGCUGCCACGGUUCUAUUCUGUUUUCAAUAACGUCAGCGCAGUACACUAUCAUAAUGUUCACCUCUCAUCGAUAAGCCUUUGCCGGCAUGUCUUGAAUAAGAAGACUGCAUGGGUGCGGCGGCGCUCGUGAAAUCUUGACCCGUGUUGGCGUUACCGGGAUGAAGGAACUAACGUUACACGCACUAAAAUGAACUAUAACGUGUGCUUGCUUAUUGUUGUUAUGUGGUCCAUGAUAUUAUAAUAAUACAUUGGCCACAACAUUCUACUUCAGUUGCCCGCAGGCUGGGGACCCGAAACAGUACGCUACUGCUUUCUUACAAAACACAUUGAUUGCUGGCAUCCUCUCCUGCUCACGGUGGUCUGCGCCGCUUUUGCCGUCACUUUUCAGUCUUCAGUUUGUAUUCAUUUUCUGCACAUUAUUAUUUUUGCUUUGAUCAGUUGUUCUGACUUUUUUGA
Messenger RNA from Sycon ciliatum, 3393 nucleotides. RefSeq names its product transcription factor SPT20 homolog. NCBI's taxonomy places the organism in Eukaryota, Metazoa, Porifera, Calcarea, Leucosolenida, Sycettidae. The record is from RefSeq and is a predicted model, not a curated record. The coding region runs from base 189 to 1790 and encodes 533 amino acids. The transcript has a single exon.